UAAAGUAGAGAGCAGCAAUGAGCAUCAGUCUUUUCUUAAAACAAGCUUGUAAAAGACGGACAUCACAGCUUUAUAUGACAUUUAAUUCAAACAUAAUUUGCUCGAAAAAAACGAUGCACCUUCUCCUUGUAGGAAAAUAAAUAGUUUUCAUAAGAAAUAGUAUUUUAAAACCUUUGCCAGCUAAUAAAAAUAUUAAACGAGACUAGGGACUGUUACAUAUAUUUGUAUAGUAGAGGAGAAAAAAGGAGAAGUAGGUUUGGAAUCGACUGGGUUCCAGAGAAGAAAAACAAGAUUAUACAUAUUUAAUAAAACAUUUAUAGUAUUUUUUUUAAAGCACAUUAAUGUUUUGUUUUGUCUGAGGUGGACCAAGUGGGUGGUACCCUUGUGUAGCAUAAUUUAGUCCUUAGAUCACAUGACUUUAGGUUGACCAAUCAGGUGCACCCCCAGGUUUAACUACGUUAAAUGUCAGAUUGCAAUAAACUAGAAGCUGUUGGUCGGGCCCGCGGAAAUGGGCGAGCAUAAUCUUCUUAAUCCGGGGUUUGUGGGACCUUUGGUAAACAUCCACACUGGAGACACUUUUUACUUUCCGAAUUUCCGAGCCUCGGGGGGACAACUGGCGGGGCUACCAUCUCUCCCCUACCCGAGAAGGGACAAUGUUUGCUCCCUCCCGUGGAACCCAUCCGAGCCCUGCAAUGGAUACUCUCAAUCAUAUUUUAGCAGCCCCGUGUCUAUUAACCCUUCUUUCAACCGGUCGUGUGAAAUUACUCGACCGGAGGAGAGUAAAUGUUAUUAUAGCAAUGGCAGCGUGAGCAGCAGAGAGAGCUGUUCAGGUGGUGGCGGGAGCAGCCUAAAGCGAGAGGAUAAAGCGAGGGACACAUCAUCAUUCAUAACAUCUGAUCACGGGAUGCACUCUGGCAUGGGCAGCAAUAACAUUGGUGCAUUUUCUAAGUAUAAUUAUGGGACCGAGCAACUCGCUCAAGACCCGCCAUCCUGCCAAUCUCUGGAAUCCGAUUCCAGCUCCUCGCUUCUCAACGAGGGCAGCAAAACUUCCUCCAGCGACCCUCAGACCCUUCUGUCACCAGGAAACCACACCGCCCACUCGGGCAACAUAGCUGCAUGCGGAGGUGCCCCGUGGUACCCGAUGCACACCCGGACCCGAAAGAAACGCAAGCCCUACUCCAAGCUCCAACUGGCCGAACUGGAGGGCGAGUUCAUACUGAAUGAGUUCAUCACCAGACAGCGGCGGAGGGAGCUGUCUAACCGCCUCAACCUCAGCGAUCAACAGGUUAAAAUCUGGUUCCAGAACCGGCGUAUGAAGAAGAAGAGACUGAUGAUGAGGGAGCAAGCUAUGGGCUUCUUUUAGAUUUAGUAGAGACGUGGCACUAUAAGGAUAAUCGAUUGACAGGCAGUGUUUCUCCUGUCUGCAAUUGCUAUAAAUGCAUGCAUGCACUCACCUAGCCUACUCUCGCUCCAUCUCCAUCAGAAGGUGCAAAAUGUUCAGGAAAAUAUUUUAGGUGUAGGCCCUAAGGAAAACGACCAAGUGAUACUGCUGCGAUAACUUAGAAUAUCUGCAGAGUUAUGCAGGAUAGUACUACCAUAGUGUUGUGGUAAAACACCUAUAGCCUACAGACGUUAAUCAACUGUGAGAUUAUAUUAUUGCGUCAAAAAGGACGGAAUUAGUGCAUGAUGUCCAUGACUGAUGUCAUUUUCUAAACCCUUGAAAAUUAACCAUUUAUUUUGAUAAAUUACUUGAAAACUAAAUUAACAAAAUUAAAAGCAAUAUAAUAAACACGAGGCCAGAGUUUGCGAUAUCUGCUUUCUCUAGUUCCCUGCCAUGUGUUUCGGCACGUUCACGGUCACGAGCAAGGAGUCAGACUCCAAGCCGCAAAUCAGAGGAUCUUAAACCUCCAAGCCAACCUCUCUAUGGCUGCAGCGCUUUGAAAGAUUAUUUACCAUGAAUUCGUUCAUGUGCUGACAACUUUCUCAAGAUAUUUGAUAUUGCCCCCCCCCCCAACAGCCUCUGAAUAACUUUGAGGGGUUGGAUCAGAACAUAUGAGGUUGUUGUUUAAACACGGGUUCGUGCUGGCUGCUGUCGAAGAUCAUAGUUCUCGUAGAUGUGCUGACAAUUAUUCUUCAAUUAUUCUUCCACCAUUGAGUUGUUGGAGAUCCUUAUUGCAAUAACAAGCAGAGAUAUACGUCUUCUUCGUAAAUGCACAUCCCAUAGAUAGACUCUCGAUAAGCUUUUUGUACUUGAAAUAGGCCCAGGAAUAACGGUUACCGCUGGAAAAGUGCACAUUUAAAAUGGGCAUCAUUGAAAGUAGAACUUGACUGAAAAAUAGGCUCAGUGGAAAGAAAUAUCGUAUUAUGAACAUAUAUGACAUACAAAAUCUAAACGCUGGUGUGUGAACCUGUAACAUCUGGGCAGCACAAUGUAUUAUAGUAUUGAAUGUAUACUGAUUAAACCCCAGCAGUGAAAGACACAGUGAAGCAUGUUAGUGAUUAUGUGAAAAAUAAACAAAUGGAUGAUACAUAAUGAUUGCUCGGUACCUUAUGACUUUUAAAGUAGAAACAACUGAAAGAUUGAAAGACAUAUCGUCGCAUUUUAAAAACCUUUAUGAUGUAUGCAUAUUAUAAUUAUAAUGAUUAUAAUGCAUUGGUCGGAGGUACUGACUAUCAUUUGUAGGCUACUGUAUUUGGUAUUCGUUAUGUACUAUAUGGUGUCUCUUUUUACCUUAUAACGUGUAGCAAAUUGUAAAAGUAUGGAAAUAAUAUGAUAUUUGGGGAUAUCCUAUCUCAAUAUAAUAUUGUUUUAUGUUAAUGUUCCAAUAUACGUGUAUAUUGUAUACGUGUAUAACCAUUAUAUACAUAUAAUGGUUAUAUGAAAUGAAGAUUUCAUACAGCCAUGACAUGGUUAUAAAAAAUUGUAUGAUAUGAUACUAUUUACAUUAUAUUUCAGGAUAGCCUUUCUCAGUCUGAUAGUGUUAUGUUAUUGGUCCUUAUUUUUUUGUACAAUAUUGCGUUCCCUUAUUUGCUCUUGUGAGGGUUGCUUAAAACGUUGUGUUGUAUAAAAGUAAAAAUGACAUGAAUGUAUCUAUGUUUGAAUAAGGUUUCUAAUAAACAGAAUCUUUAAAAAAUAAAAAAGGUUAUA
Messenger RNA from Oncorhynchus mykiss (rainbow trout), 3148 nucleotides. Its product is annotated as homeobox protein Hox-C12a. Gene Ontology annotation, biological process: regulation of DNA-templated transcription. Lineage: Eukaryota; Metazoa; Chordata; Actinopteri; Salmoniformes; Salmonidae. The record is from RefSeq and is a predicted model, not a curated record. Gene Ontology annotation, molecular function: DNA-binding transcription factor activity, RNA polymerase II-specific; sequence-specific double-stranded DNA binding.